GCGGGCAGUCCGCCGGAAGCACCGGCGGCCGCGGCGGCGGAUGGAGGCUGAGCCGGAGCGAGCGGAGGCGCCGCGGAGGGGCGGCGUCGCCGGGGUACUAAAGAUGGGCCGUCGAGCCCGCCAGGACCUCUUUGCAGGUGAAAAACUCAGCACGAAGAAUUCCCCGUCUGCUUCUCUUGGAGAGGUUCCACCACCUAAACCUCCACGCCGGCAAGGAGGCUGGGCAGAUGAUCCUGUGCAGGCAUCUACCAAGUCAGGAAGAAAGCAUGCAGAAGAAAUAGAAGACCAUCGUCUCAGACAGCAGAGCCUGGAGGCAUCAGAUGAUGGAGGAGGACUGGAUGAGUCAAGAGAAAUCUCAGGAAAAAUCCACAGGAUUAAUUUCAAGACAAGCACUAGACAACUGUGGGGAGCACAGAAAUUCAUUAAAGCCUCUAGGAGGGAGAUUAGGCAGACUGUUCUGGGAGAGGAAUUUUCCAUGUGGGCUCAGCAAUUGGAGAGAAGAAAAGUGAUAUAUAAACAAACUCCAGAACAUGAAUAAAAUUACUUUUUGGAAUAAGCAGAGAGAUACAAAUAACUGCCUAGUGUAGAAGGCAGGGAGUAGCAUGCUGUGGCUGUGCAGUAAACUGAGCUGUUUCAACCUCCCCUUUGCAUAGAACUGCACUUGAGUUUGUGUCCUUAACUGGAACAGUAAAGCUCAGAUUCUAAACAAACAAAAAUCAAGACAUUGGUGUAUGGAUCCCCAAGGAUGGGUCAUGGUUAUUUUGUGCUGCAUAAUGUCUUAGCUUGUACACCUUAAUAUGAACAGGCGCGGUUGCGUAAUGAUUGCUGCUGUCAACCAAUACAUUUGGAUCGCCUUCCUUUAACCUAUUAAAAAGCUGAGCUGUACCAUUCCAUUAACAUUGUUUGUCCCCCAUCCAACCUUUUCAUUAGAAGAAUGAAGGACAAAACUAUAUGCCCUUAAAAAGGUGUUCUUGUGAAUUUGAAAUGUGCUUGUUUGUUGUGAUCGUUUAUACAUCACUAACAGCCAAGGGCUCUGAGUUUGGAGUCCAUUUGAGAAUGUGUUAAAAAAGUACAGGGGCUGUAGAGAACCCAGUUUGGCAGGUGGAGGGAAGUUUGCACAGCCAAGUAGAGACUUCUGGGCUUGACAGGCCUUGUAGUUUCAGAAAUAAAAGUAGA
Molecule: messenger RNA, 1176 nt
Organism: Zonotrichia leucophrys gambelii
Lineage: Eukaryota; Metazoa; Chordata; Aves; Passeriformes; Passerellidae
Gene: IFT43
Product: intraflagellar transport 43
Exons: 7
Coding region: 41-538 (165 amino acids)
Biological process (GO): intraciliary retrograde transport
Cellular component (GO): intraciliary transport particle A; cilium
Source: RefSeq, a predicted model, not a curated record